Aphanomyces astaci is the source of this 2362-nucleotide messenger RNA. RefSeq lists its product as hypothetical. Bases 44 to 1927 code for a protein of 627 amino acids. The record is from RefSeq and is a predicted model, not a curated record. The transcript is spliced from 8 exons. Gene Ontology annotation, cellular component: clathrin adaptor complex. NCBI's taxonomy places the organism in Eukaryota, Oomycota, Saprolegniomycetes, Saprolegniales, Verrucalvaceae. Gene Ontology annotation, molecular function: mRNA binding; protein binding. Gene Ontology annotation, biological process: intracellular protein transport; vesicle-mediated transport.
CCUGUAUUGGUUUCGAGGUUGGCACAUCUUUACUCCCAGCAUCAUGGUGCUGCAGCCACAAUUGGACGUCGAUGAGUUCCCGCGGGAUAAAGCUGCUACGACGAGGGCAGCUGGAGGCGCCGUCACUACGUACGCCACGACCUUUCAACCACCCGACUGGAUUGUGUACCCGAGCGAAGCCAGUUCUGCCGUGCGUUUUGAUGUCAUGCGUGCGUCCAAGACAUGUGGCGUGUGCGAACUUGGCAAGAAACUCAUGAGCAUAUUUGGUCGGGAGCAAGAUGGCAGCGACUUUGUCUUGGCCAACCCGUCCGUGUCUCGGAAACAUGCCGCGAUCGUGCACUGCGCCAAAGGCGGAGUCUACAUCGUGGACCUCAUGUCCCGCCACGGCACGUUUGUGGGCAAGGCCAAGCUGCCGCCGCACGACCCGACGCUGCUGCACGAAGGCGACAUCGUCACAUUCGGCCAAAGCUGUCGGACGUACGUGUUGAAGGGUGUGGAUCCGUCGGGGUUGAGUCACGCACCCAAGCGUACGUGGCGGCGGCUAUCCCUCCCAUCAUUCUUCGGCAAGGAUGGGAACAAUGGUGGUGCCAAGAAGGCGGGUCCAUCGCCGCGUAAAAAGUGCUCGGACGUGACGGUGAAACUCGUCCAGAAGAUCUGCUCCGGGACGCUGACCGACGACCGCAUCAAGGACUUUGCCAACCACGUGUCGGAACUAGAUGGCGAACAUGUCGAGGAAGUGGCGUACUUGCUUGUGGACAAGGUGCGCGUAAACUCGAGUAACGCCCACCGUGUGGUGCUGGCCUUGCUGGCCGACAACCUCGGCUUGAACGAGUUUGAAGCCAACUUGAGCACGAUUGUCCAAGUGUCGCAAACCAAUCUCAAAGCCCGCAAGAUUCUGCAAGUGAUUGCAGAGGCGCGAUUGGACAGCGGACCCAAAUCCACAGUCGACAGCGACGACAGCGACGACGACGUCCAACCCGAUGACGGCGGGUACGCGCCGCCGGGUGCCCCGGACGAAUCACCGUACACGCCGCCAGUGAUUCCGUACGUCCCGCCUGCCAAGGCAUCGUCGGACGUUGGUCCGUCGUCGGCAGCCGACCAGCGCGAGCGCGUGCUCAGCGAUGAAGGCAAGCGGCUGUAUUUGUCGGCGAUUGGAGCGACAGAGUACGCAGGAGACGAAGAGAAGGAAGCCGCCGCCGCCGACGACGACCUAGAGGACGAGGCCGGCAGCCGCUCGGGGUUUAACUUUAUGACCGCGGCGCCACCAUCCGCCUUUGGGUUCCUCUCUGGCGGGGACGAGGACAAGGAGGACGACGAUGACGUGGCAGCCGCAGCGUUCGACGUGCCGCCGGGCUUCUUGACCGACCCAUCCAUGGACCCACAAGACUUUGAAAACUUGUGGCAAAGUGCCACUGCCUCGGAGGAGUGGGCGGUGGAUAUCUUGCCCUCGUUCGACACGGACUUUAUGGAGCAGUGCGUGGCGUACCUUGGGCAUGUCAACAUCCUCGCGAGCGGGGUCGUGGGGGGCGUGCACAAGUUUUACUACUACGCCGAGCAGGCUUCGAACGGCACGAUAUUUAUGGUGGAGAUUCAAGUGAUUGAAAGCGUUGGCGAGCUCUCAGCGACGUUCAAGUGGAUUGAGCUGGGGCUGCUGUAUGACGACGGCCACUUGUUAUUUAUCCAGUUGUUCAAGGACUGCUUGGCGCCGUGCUACGUACGAGACCAUCCUCGAACGGCGGCGUUGCUGCGUCGCGCCAGUGCCGUUGCUCCGACUCGUAACGAUGGCGAAGAUGAACCGAUAGUGGUGUCCUUUGAAGAGUCUUUGUUGGCGUAUCCAGAGCUCGACCCGGCCUCCUUUGAAGCGCUCUACUUGGCGGCUAUCCCCAUGUACGUACGCCUAUCGACUAGUUGCCUCAUUCACGUGUAGAUCCGAGCUCGAAGACCCGGAGGGGCGAGACUUAACGGGUACGGACAGCGUCAUUGCGCAGUUUCAGGCCAAGCGGUUGUUUUGCUUGGCGAGUGGGGCGAUGGAAUCUAUGGACAAGUUCUUUUUCUACGCUCAAUUGGUGCACGUCAAGUGGCUGUUUUUCGUGGAGCUAUCGAUUUCGAGGCCAGAUGGCGCGAUCACGGCGCUGUUGAAACUGCAUGCUCCCAACGCGUCGGAGCGCGACACGGACCAGAUCGCGCCGCUUUUCGUCGCUUUGGUCGAAGCUUUGCUGGCAGACUUGGAAUAGAAUCAAGUAGUUCGUUGUUGUUAGUUGUAAUAAUACUACCUACAUGUACAGACAUAGACACACUCUCGUUGUAUCAUCGGACCAGCGGCAGCGUGUCGUGAAUGAGGUCAUGCACGUUGUCGUGCGGC